Lobosporangium transversale is the source of this 2879-nucleotide messenger RNA. RefSeq names its product 26S proteasome regulatory complex non-ATPase subcomplex Rpn1 subunit. Gene Ontology annotation, cellular component: proteasome regulatory particle, base subcomplex; nucleus; proteasome complex. The record is from RefSeq and is a predicted model, not a curated record. The coding region runs from base 173 to 2833 and encodes 886 amino acids. Gene Ontology annotation, molecular function: enzyme regulator activity. NCBI's taxonomy places the organism in Eukaryota, Fungi, Mortierellomycota, Mortierellomycetes, Mortierellales, Mortierellaceae. Gene Ontology annotation, biological process: proteasome-mediated ubiquitin-dependent protein catabolic process; regulation of protein catabolic process. The transcript is spliced from 9 exons.
UUUACAUUUCUCUUUAACUUUUGAAUCAGUUUUGUAUAUUUUCGUCUCUGUUUUUUCUUUUUUUUUUCUUCUACCCGACAACACUUCAUUGGGCAGGAAAAUCUUUUAAGCUUCACUCUCCAAUUCAUUACUCUACCUCUUGGACAACUCAACUAACAAGCAAUAGACAAUCAUGGUUGAGCGAAAGGAAGUUGCCAUCCCGGUUCCUGCUGCAGACAAUUCCUCCAUGGAGGAGGACAAGCCUUUGAAAAAGCCUCCAAGGGAGCUUAAGGAUGCACCCAUCAAGGAAGAAUUGUCGGAAGAGGAUCAGGAACUUAAGGACCAGCUUGAGAUGUUGGUCCAGAGGCUAAAGGAACCCGACACAAAGCUUUACAAUCCAUCUCUUGAAACCCUUCGCACUUUGAUCCUCACCUCGACCAGCUCUAUGACCUCUGUCCCUAAACCCCUAAAGUACUUGCGUCCUCUUUAUCACGACAUGGUUGCCAUUCAUGACUCCUGGCCAGAUAAUGCAGACAAAAAGUUUUUGGCCGACAUUCUCUCAAUCUUGGCUAUGACUUACGAUGAUGAUAAGCUGGAUACUCUCAAGUAUCGCAAGUUGGGCUCUCAAAAUGCUAUUGGAUCAUGGGGUCAUGAAUAUGUUAGGCACUUGUCCACAGAGAUUGGGCUGGAGUAUGAAAGGCGUCAGGAAACUGAAGCUGAUACAUCAGACCUUAUCGAGCUUGCAUUAGAGGUUGCACCAUUCUUCUUGGCCCACAAUGCUGAGGCUGAUGCUGUGGAUCUGUUAAUGCAACUGGACAUUAUGCCUAAGCUUGUCUCCUUUGUAGACAAGAACUCAUAUAAACGUGUUUGUCUCUACAUCAACAGCUGCGUAAACUAUUUGGAAUCGCCAGAUGAUAUUAUUUGUUUACGUACUGCUCACGACAUUUAUAUGAAACAUCGCAAGCAUGCAGAAGCUUUGCUAGUCGCUAUUCGUAUGUCAGAUAAGGAACUCAUUCGUAGCAUUUUCGAUAACUGCCAAGAUCCUUUAUUGAAGAAGCAGCUCGCUUUCAUGCUUGCAAGGCAGCAGCUAUCUGUGGAAACUGAGGAUGAGGACCUUCAAAACUGCAUCAAUAAUGCGGACUUGAGCAAACACUUCCUCAAUCUUGCACGUGAACUUGAUUUAAUGGAACCAAAGACACCCGAAGACAUUUACAAAUCUCACUUGGAACAUAAACGCUCUGCUGGCGUAGCUCAGGUCGAUUCCGCACGGCAAAAUCUGGCGUCGACCUUUGUCAAUGCAUUCGUCAAUGCAGGAUUUGGAGUGGAUAAACUCAUGCUAACAGAGGAAGAAGAUGGUGGCUGGAUUUUUAAGAACAAAGAUCACGGCAUGCUUAGCGCUUCUGCUUCUCUGGGUAUGAUCUUGCUUUGGGAUGUUGAUGCAGGUCUUAAUCAAAUCGACAAGUACAUCUACUCUGAGGAUGAAAACAUUAGAUCGGGAGCCUUGCUUGCUAUAGGUAUUGUCAAUUCCGGUGUCCGCAAUUUGGCUGACCCUGCAUUGGCAGUCUUGUCCGAGUAUCUCGAAGAUUCUAAAUCAAUUACCAAUCGCGUUGCCGCCAUCCAAGGUCUCGGGCUUGCUUACGCUGGCUCUGCCCGUGAAGAGUUGUCAGAGCUACUUCUGCCCAUUGUCAGCAACUCUAAUCUUGCCAUGGAAUUAUCAUCUUUUGCAGCCCUGGCACUGGGUCAAAUCUUUGUCGGUACUUGUGAUGGCGAGAUCACUAGCACUAUUUUGCAGACAAUGCUCGAGCGCGCAGAUGGUCAGCUCGGAGAGACCUUCAGUCGCUUCAUGGGACUUGGUCUCGGUUUGCUUCACUUGGGCAGCCGCAACCGAUGCGAUGUGACGCUGGAGACCUUGAAGGCGAUUGAACAUCCCAUUGGCAAGAGAACAAGCGUCAUUGUCGAAAUUGCUGCGUAUGCUGGCUCUGGUGACGUCCUUCACAUCCAGCGUAUGCUGCACUACUGCAACGACCAUAUUGAUACUGAGAGUGGUGGCGAUGACGAAUUCCAGGCGUAUGCUGUCAUUGGUAUUGCUCUGAUUGCAAUCGGCGAAGAUAUUGGCGCAGAGAUGGCUCUCCGAUCCUUUACGCAUUUAAUGCAUUAUGGCGAGCCUGUUAUCCGGAAGGCUGUUCCAUUGGCUAUUGGCCUCCUCUGUGCUUCCAACCCUGUGCUCUCAGUCUUGGAUACUCUCGGAAAGUACUCACAUGAUACUGAUAUUGAAGUUGCGUUGAACUCGAUCUUCGCUAUGGGUAUGGUGGGUGCAGGAACCAAUAAUGCUCGUGUGGCCCAAAUGCUUCGCCACCUCGCAUCUUACUACCAUAAGGAUGCUAGCUGUCUCUUUGUUGUCCGCAUCGCACAGGGGUUGCUACAUAUGGGCAAGGGAACAUUGACUAUCAAUCCACUCAACACUGAUCGCCAGAUCCUAUCGCCUGUGGCUCUGGCUGGUCUCUUGACGACGUUAUUUGCAUUUAUAGAUGUCAAAACUCUAAUUUUGGGUCGUCAUCACUACCUGCUCUAUUCAUUAGUUACGGCCAUGUACCCACGUUUCUUGAUCACCCUGAACGAAGAGUUAGAAAGCGAGGCUGUGACAGUCCGUGUGGGACAAGCUGUAGAUGUGGUCGGUCAAGCAGGAAGACCCAAAACCAUUACAGGUUUUCAAACACAUUCAACACCUGUCCUUUUGGCAUAUUCAGAGCGUGCCGAGCUCUCAACAGAAGAAUACUUGGCUCAGGCUCCUGUGCUGGAGGGUUUUGUAUUGUUAAAGAAGAAUCCAGACUAUGUAGAGGAAACAAAGGCAUAGAGGUUGAUCUUGAAGUAUAUCUUUUUUUGUAUUAAGAAAAAAAGUC